Messenger RNA from Triplophysa dalaica, 1756 nucleotides. Its product is annotated as ribonuclease inhibitor-like. The transcript has 11 exons. Gene Ontology annotation, molecular function: protein binding. Bases 1 to 1698 code for a protein of 565 amino acids. Lineage: Eukaryota; Metazoa; Chordata; Actinopteri; Cypriniformes; Nemacheilidae. The record is from RefSeq and is a predicted model, not a curated record.
AUGAAGAUCUCUGAUCUGUUGGGAAACUCACAGUGCAGACUACACAAACUAGAUGUGUCCGAGUGCAGUAUUGGAGAAGAAGGUUAUAAAUGUUUAUAUUCAGCUGUGAGAUCAAACCCUGAAUCACAUCUGAUAGAGCUGGAUCUCAGAGGAAAUGAUCCUGGAGAAACAGGAGUCAAACUCAUCUAUCAGUUAAUACAAGAUCACAAGUGUAAACUCAACACUGUCAGGUUAUUGAGCAGUUCUUCUGCAGUGAAAGCCUUUGAGUAUCUGACAGAAACUCUUGGUAUAAAUCCUUUACUCCAGAGAGAAGUGAAUCUGAGUGAUCAUAAACUAGACGAGUCAAGAGUGAAUCAGAUCUGUGAUCUACUGAAGGACAAACACUGUCACAUCAACACACUCAUACUGAGAGAUUGUGGUCUAACAGAAGAAAGUUGUUCAGCUUUAGCUUCAGUUUUAUCAUCAAACAUCAGUGUGAAAGAGCUCGACAUGAGCAACAAUCAUCUACAGGAUUCAGGAGUGAAGAAACUUCAGACGGGAUUAGAAAAUAUUCACUGUCAGCUCCAGAAACUCAGUGUGUCCGAGUGCAGUAUUGGAGAAGAAGGUUAUAAAUGUUUAUAUUCAGCUGUGAGAUCAAACCCUGAAUCACAUCUGAUAGAGCUGGAUCUCAGAGGAAAUGAUCCUGGAGAAACAGGAGUCAAACUCAUCUAUCAGUUAAUACAAGAUCACAAGUGUAAACUCAACACUGUCAGAUUUCUGAAGACUCGUGCUGCAGAAGAAGCUUGUGAUCAUCUCUGUAAAGCUCUAGAUGUGAAUCCAUUACUGCUGAAAGAACUCAAUCUGAGUCACAAUAAACUGGGAGAUCUGGAUGGAGAGAAACUCUCGGCUCUAUUGAUGGACUCUCACAGCAAAGUGACUAAAAUCAUUGUGUCCGAGUGCAGUAUUGGAGAAGAAGGUUAUAAAUGUUUAUAUUCAGCUGUGAGAUCAAACCCUGAAUCACAUCUGAUAGAGCUGGAUCUCAGAGGAAAUGAUCCUGGAGAAACAGGAGUCAAACUCAUCUAUCAGUUAAUACAAGAUCACAAGUGUAAACUCAACACUGUCAGACUGAGAGAUUGUGGUCUAACAGAAGAAAGUUGUUCAGCUUUAGCUUCAGUUUUAUCAUCAAACAUCAGUGUGAAAGAGCUCGACAUGAGCAACAAUCAUCUACAGGAUUCAGGAGUGAAGAAACUUCAGACGGGAUUAGAAAAUAUUCACUGUCAGCUCCAGAAACUCAGAUUUCUGAAGAGUUGUGCUGCAGAAGAAGCUUGUGAUCAUCUCUGUAAAGCUCUAGAUGUGAAUCCAUUACUGCUGAAAGAACUCAAUCUGAGUCACAAUAAACUGGGAGAUCUGGAUGGAGAGAAACUCUCGGCUCUAUUGAUGGACUCUCACAGCAAAGUGACUAAAAUCAUAUUGAAUGAUUGUGAGCUGACAGAGAAUCAGUGUUCAGCUCUAGCUGCUGUUCUCUCCUGUAAAACCCUCGUGAAGGAGAUGAAUCUGAGCAACAGUCCACUGAUGGAUUCAGGACUCAAACACAUCUGUGACCAACUUGAGAAACCUCAGUGUCAACUCCAGAUACUCAACUUCAAUCAAUACGGGCAGUCUUAUGAGGCUUUGGACAGCUGUUCCCGUUUUAUGAAUUCUUCUAUAACCCAGGGCUAAGCCUAAUCCAAUCAGCACAAGACCUGUUAUCAUCGUUCUGAAUAGGUAGAUGUCUUCG